AUGGUUGAUGAAAAUAAUCCCAUCAUGAAAGGAAUACCAGAAUUAACUUUACACACUCCUGUUAACGAGUUAAUGGUGCUUUGCGAAACUAAUGUAGACUUCAAGAACUUGAAAUACAACGGUUUCAAUUUCUCUGAAACCCUUGAACUUCAAGGUUGGAAAACCUUCUUUGAGAAACUAACUGGACCUAUGUAUCUAGUUUUGGUGAAGCGGUUUUGGGUGCAUGCCAUUGCUGAAAAGGAAACAAUAACUUCAUACGUCAUGAACAGGAAGAUUGUCAUAACUGAGAAAUACAUUGCUGAUUUAAUCUCUCACGAUGGAAAUGGCAAAAGAAUUCACAGUGCCAAGAUUAAUGAUAAAAGAGAAGUUGUUAUCUCUCAUGUCAUCUUUAAAGUUGGAACCGACUUUGAGGACGAUAAAGAUCCAAGUGCUAAGGACUUGACAAACAACAUGAGAGUUUGGUUCAAAAUAAUUAUUGGUUGCAUUCAUCACAGGCCUAGCACCAACAGUUCUGACUAUGUCAACACACGUCAUAAAUUCAUGUUGUUCUUUCUGGAUAAGGGUCUCAAGAUGGGACUUCCCUCCAUCUUGUUCAAGUUCAUGAGGGAUUCCGUCAGAGAAUCCAGAACUAGUGGAUCUUCUAAGAAGAACAAAAGCAAGUUCAUCCCUAAUAGAAGGUUGAUUUCUGACAUUCUUGUAGAAAAUGGUCUGGUAGAUGAUCUUCUGGUUAGUGGCUUGACCAAUGAACUUAUGAAGGAUGCUGGAAUGGUAUUCUGGGGGAAGAAUCUCAAGAGAAUGGGUCUCAUUUCUAGAGUUGUAAGGCCAUAUUUCAUUCCUUCUAAGGAUGAUAUCUAUGGAAUGAAAACUCUCGUAGAAAACUUUCAUAUCUUCACUCAGAUUGAUCCUCCAGAGGUUCUACUUUACUAUCUGGAAAGUUGUCAUAAGGAUGGAAUUGACUCAAUGGUGGAUCCCUUCAAUAUACCUGAAACCUAUCCAUAUGUUCAUGGAAAGAGGAAGAAGGAAUCCAUAGGAGAAGGAUCUUCAAGGCCUCAGAAGAAGAAGAAGAAGAAGAAAGUUGAUUUCCUUCUGGAUGAAGAUGAGGUGUCUCUCAGUGAGCUCUAG
Messenger RNA from Lathyrus oleraceus (garden pea), 1122 nucleotides. RefSeq lists its product as uncharacterized. NCBI's taxonomy places the organism in Eukaryota, Viridiplantae, Streptophyta, Magnoliopsida, Fabales, Fabaceae. The record is from RefSeq and is a predicted model, not a curated record. The coding region runs from base 1 to 1122 and encodes 373 amino acids. The transcript has a single exon.